AUGGCUCUAGGCAACGCGCAGUACGCAGUGGCGGACCUCGUAGCCAAAGCAGAGGCGCUUGUGGACCAGUGUCAACCGGAACUGGCCGUGCAAUUUUAUGAAAGAGCAUUGCUUCAAGACCCAAGCAACACAUCACUGCUGGACUCAAUUGGCGAGCUGAGCACGGAGCUAGACAAUCCGGAACGUGCGCUGUCAGCCUUUCAGCAAAGUGUACGACUUUCCCCAUCUCAAAAUCCGACCAAGUAUUUUUAUUUGUCGCAGCUUGUUGUGGGUAAGGAAGCAGAGCAGUAUAUGACGCAGGGUAUCACGUUUCUUCAGCAGGAACUGCAACGACAAGCGGACCCGAAUUCUUUCGAGGCGAUGACAAUAAAGAAACAGAUAUGUGACGCCUAUUGCUCACUAGGGGAGCUCUAUAUGACAGACUUGUGCUAUGACGAAGAGGCUGAGGGGCGUUGUGAGAAGUCCUUUGAAGAAGCCAUGAAGUACGAUGUCGGCUUGCCCGAGCCCACGCAAGCACUUGCUAAUUUGCGACUCGUGCAGCAAAACAAAGAAGGAGCUGAUAGCUUACUCAAUGAAACGUACCGUCGUCUUAACGAAAAUUGCGACGAUGAAAGUAUGCCGUCCUUAGAUUUUCGGACUGCCACGGGCAAAAUGCUUAUUGAAGUAGAGCGAUAUGAAGAGGCAUGUGACGUGCUCGAGGGCGUGAUGCAGGAGGAUGAUGAGAAUGCUGAGCUCUGGUUUCUUGUGGGUACAUGCUAUCGCGCUAUGGACGACUUGCCCAACGCACUUGAGUUUUUUGAAAAAUGCCAACAAAUGCUUAAUAACCUCAAGAAAGAGCUUCGCGACGAAUUUUACCUUCACGACCAGCUCGAAAGUGUGAAUGAAACGAUUGCUGAGCUCUUAGACUCUAUCGCUAACCGUCCACCCAAAGAGAGCGAUAGUGAAGAGGAGAAAGAUGCAGAAACAGAUACUAUAGGACAGGAAGACGUGGACAUGGAAAGUUGA
Messenger RNA from Plasmopara halstedii, 1005 nucleotides. RefSeq names its product Tetratricopeptide TPR1. Gene Ontology annotation, biological process: cell division. Lineage: Eukaryota; Oomycota; Peronosporomycetes; Peronosporales; Peronosporaceae. Bases 1 to 1005 code for a protein of 334 amino acids. Gene Ontology annotation, molecular function: protein binding. The transcript has a single exon. The record is from RefSeq and is a predicted model, not a curated record.